This is a messenger RNA of Carassius gibelio (silver crucian carp), 5615 nucleotides long. Its product is annotated as transient receptor potential cation channel subfamily M member 1. Gene Ontology annotation, cellular component: membrane. NCBI's taxonomy places the organism in Eukaryota, Metazoa, Chordata, Actinopteri, Cypriniformes, Cyprinidae. Gene Ontology annotation, biological process: calcium ion transport into cytosol; protein tetramerization. The coding region runs from base 86 to 3904 and encodes 1272 amino acids. The transcript has 20 exons. Gene Ontology annotation, molecular function: calcium channel activity. The record is from RefSeq and is a predicted model, not a curated record.
UAAUGAUAGUGUUAGAGACCAGCUUUUAGUAACCAUACAGAAGACAUUCAACUACAACCGGAAUCAGGCACAGCAGAUUUAUCUCAUGGUGAUGGAGUGCAUGAAGAAAAGAGAGCUGAUCACAGUUUUCCGCACGGCCUCAGAGGGUCAGCAGGAUAUUGAGAUGGCCAUCUUAACCGCUCUGCUGAAAGGCACAAAUGCCUCAGCUCCAGACCAGUUGAGUUUAGCUUUGGCCUGGAACCGUGUGGAUAUUGCUCGCAGUCAAAUCUUCGUCCAAGGACAACACUGGCCUCCUGCUGGUUCCCUGCCCACCUCAUCCACGAGCCAGCAGGAUAAACCAAAGAGCCCUAUAACUGCCCGUCCCAGCAAGGGUAAACCUGCCAGGGCCAAGAAGGGCAAAGGUGCCAAAUCCAAACCUGAGCCUCCAGAGGAGACCGAUCCUAGAAAACUAGAGCUGCUUAACUGGGUUAAUUCUCUGGAGCAGGCCAUGAUGGAUGCACUCGUGCUUGACAGAGUGGAUUUUGUGAAGCUCCUUAUUGAAAAUGGCGUCAACAUCCACCGUUUCCUGACAAUCCCGCGACUGGAAGAGCUCUAUAACACAAAAUUGGGGCCAACCAACACAUUGCAUUUUGUGGUCAGAGAUGUUAAAAAGGGAAACUUACCGCCAGAUUACCAGAUCACUCUGAUUGACAUUGGGCUGGUUCUGGAGUACCUCAUGGGAGGAGCGUAUCGCUGUCACUAUACUAGGAAAAGUUUCCGCACACUCUAUAAUAACCUCUAUGGACUGAAAAGACCCAAAGCUUUGAAACUCCUGGGUAUGGAGGACGAUGACCCAAGACCGAAAGGCAAAAAGAAGAUGAAGAAGAAGAAAGAGGAAGAAAUCGAUAUUGACGUUGAUGACCCAGAGGUCAGUCGAUUCCAGUACCCCUUCCAUGAGCUGAUGGUGUGGGCUGUUCUCAUGAAGCGCCAGAAGAUGGCGCUGUUUCUCUGGCAGAGGGGAGAAGAAGCCAUGGCCAAAGCUCUGGUGGCGUGUAAACUCUAUAAAGCGAUGGCGCACGAAUCCUCGCGGAGCGAACUAGUGGACGACAUCUCGCAGGAUCUGGACAAUAAUUCCAAGGAAUUUGGUCAGUUAGCGUAUGAGCUGCUAGAUCAGUCAUACAAGCAUGAUGAACAGGUGGCCAUGAAGCUUUUGACAUAUGAGCUGAAGAACUGGAGUAACUCCACCUGUCUGAAACUGGCUGUAGCUGCCAAACACAGAGACUUUAUAGCCCACACCUGCAGCCAGAUGCUGCUCACCGACAUGUGGAUGGGCUGCCUGCGGGUGGGCAAGAGCAAUGGACUCAAGGUCAUCCUCGGAAUCAUCUUUCCUCCAACCAUUCUUCUCCUAGACUUCCGAACUGGAGAUGACCUGUCUUACCAAAACUCCAAAGACAACGAAGAGCUCAAAGACAAAGAGGAUGAUAACAAAUCUGGCAAGGAUGGCACCAUGAGCAUGGACGGAGUGUCUAAGAAAGGUGAUGAGGAAGAUAGUAAAAAGAAACAGAAACGUGUGCCUGUUGGGAAGAAGAUAUACAAUUUCUAUAAUGCACCAUUUACCAAGUUCUGGUUCAAUACGACUGCCUACCUGGUGUACCUGAUGCUGUAUAAUUACAUUAUCUUGGUGAAAAUGGAGAGAUGGCCAUCACUGCAGGAAUGGAUCGUCAUCUCCUACAUCAUCACUCUUGGACUAGAGAAAGUUAGACAGAUCCUGAUGUCAGAGCCAGGAAAGCUGAAACAGAAGAUAAACGUGUGGCUUGAGGAGUACUGGAACAUCACUGACCUGGCUGCCAUCACCAUGUUCCUCAUGGGACUGUUACUGCGACUGCAGAAUGAGCCUUACAUGGGCUACGGACGCGUCAUCUACUGUGUAGACAUCAUCUUCUGGUACAUUCGUGUCCUCGACAUUUUUGGAGUUAACAAGUAUUUGGGACCAUAUGUCAUGAUGAUUGGUAAAAUGAUGAUUGACAUGCUGUACUUUGUGGUGAUCAUGCUGGUGGUUCUCAUGAGUUUCGGCGUGGCUCGCCAGGCCAUCCUGCACCCAGACGAGGAGCCGACGUGGCGUCUGGCGAGGAAUAUCUUCUACAUGCCCUACUGGAUGAUCUACGGAGAAGUGUUUGCUGACUCGAUAGACCGUAAGACUAGAAUUCAUAUCUAUGCGAUGGAGAUUAAUCCACCCUGUGGUGAAAACAUGUAUGAUGAAGAUGGGAAGAAGCUCCCUCCAUGUAUACCUGGGGCCUGGCUCACACCUGCCAUCAUGGCCUGUUACUUACUGGUAGCCAACAUCCUACUGGUUAACCUGCUCAUUGCUGUAUUCAAUAACACGUUCUUUGAAGUGAAAUCCAUCUCCAACCAAGUAUGGAAGUUCCAGCGCUACCAGCUCAUCAUGACUUUUCACGACAGACCUGUGCUUCCUCCUCCCCUCAUCAUCUUCAGCCACAUAUACAUUGUGUUGAAGCGCCUGUGCUGCCGCUGCAGGAAGAAACAGGAAGGAGAGCUGGAUGAGAGAGACUGCGGACUAAAGUUGACUCUGAGUCUGGAGGAACUGAAGAGUCUGCAUGAGUUUGAGGAACAAUGUGUGGAGGAAUACUUCAGAGAGAAGGAGGACGAGGCACAGUCUUCCAAUGAUGAGCGAAUCCGAAUUACUUCCCAGAGAGUUGAGAAUAUGUCCAUGCGCCUAGAGGAGGUGAAUGAACGAGAGCACUCCAUGAAAGCCUCCCUGCAGACAGUAGACCUGCGCUUGGCUCAGCUAGAGGAGUUCUCUGGCCGCAUGAUGCACGCACUGGAACGGCUGGUUGGGAUCGACCGCUGCGAACUGGUCCGUGCUCGAUCCGGUAGCUCAAUGGCCGUGGACCAAUCCGGCCUGCUUCGUCGCGGUAGCAUCUACAGCACGGAUGGCUACAGUUUGUACCGCUGGCACCUGGAUGCUGAAGACCGUGGUGAGGAGAUGUCAGGGGACAAGAAGAGCCACGCAGAGAGACGCGGCAGUAUUGGCAGCAGUGACCUCCUUCUAAACCCACAUCAAGGUUCUUGCUACGGACCCACACUGGACGUGGUGCCCCUCCGGCAAAGGACACGCUCCAGCUCAAGUGUGGACAUCCUCAUCUCUCCUUGUGAGUCACAAGACAGAGUCCAGACCUCUCAAUCCCCAAAACUAACCUCCACUCAACACCCUAAAGAUCCACAAGCCCUGCUAGAAACGGGAAAAGACAUAGCAGUUUCACAUCCUCUGGAAAGAGCGCAAUCCCUGAGGCAAUACCCAACUGAAGCUCAAAGUAACUCACUUUCAUAUGAGAACAGAUCCCAAAGUGGUACUUUGUACGUCUCUAUGGCACAGUCGAGGUUGUGCAGUCAAGGGAAUACGUGGGCUUCAGAGCCCCACGGCCUACAGGAUCAAGCAAGCAGAUCGCCAACGUUAGGUCGCUGGCCUCCACGCUUCGAUGACAAAGUUCAUCCCUCUCCGUUUGGACUUUCACCCAAGACAUCUUUAGAGAAAUUAAGACAGAGAGAAGCCCAAGAUGAAGAAGGAUCUUCUAAGGAGAGCAAGUGGACAAAAACACAACAAGGAGGAAGUGAGGAGAAGAAGAAAGACGAGGAUCAAUCAGAGGCGGAUAGCGAAAGCACCAGAACAGAGGGAGGAGCAGAGAAAAGAGAGGAGCUGACUGACUCGGAUCACUUGUAUGUUGCAGAGGACAGGAUGUACCCCUCACUCAGAUCUAAGAGUCUGAACACUAACCCACGAAAGGCGAAGGCUGUAGGGAGCAUCCUGGCUAAACCUCGAGCAGCCAAUAGUGUGAAAGACCUGGCCGGGGCCUGUGAAGUCAACACCAAUGACUUUAGACCCUCCACAGAGAGGACAGGCACAUAGACAUAAGCACAAGAUCAUUGCAGUAGUGCUAGGUUAAAAAAAAGGUUGAUUUUCAUUGUUUUGCAGUAUGGAACACUCUUCUAACACUAGUUAUGCUUGUGCAUUUGACAUCAUACAUUUCUAUUUGAGGUAUGCAAUUUUAAUGCUAAAACACAGUAUGCAAAAAGGGAAAUCAGGGACUACCUCUGUGCUGUAGAUAUUUACUAUCCCAUUUUUUCAAAAUAAAGGGAAAUUACACUUUAGUUAUGCUGUUUAUUACUACACAUAUUUCCUAAUUUUAUAUAAAUUAUAUAUCAUUUCAUUAAGUAAACCUUCAUGAAGAAUAAAUCAGGCACUUGUAAAUAACUUAGAAAAGAUAUUUUAAUCUUUUUACGUAAUCAGUUAACUCUGACAUCACAGAGUACAGACAAGAAAAUCAAGGAAGACAUGUUAUAAAAUAGAACAUAAAAGAAUGCAUUGUAUGGUCAGUAAGACUUUAUGCUCAAAUGGGAGGCUGAGCGCUGUCACCGUUUCAUUGAAAAAUAUGCAAAUGUGCCUGCAUGCAUAUUCAAAACAUGACUACUGGGCCAUUAAAGGGAUAGUUCACUCGAAAAUUAUAAUUCUGUCAUCAUGUGCCCACCUUCAUGUUGUUUCAAACCUGUAUGACUUUCUACAGAACGCAAAUCAGUAUAUUUUAAAAAAACAAUUUAACCAAAUCAUUGACUUCCAAUUGUAUGGACAAAAAACACACACCUUUCUUGUUCCAAAAAUACUUUUUUGUGUGUUCCACAGAACAAAGAAAGCAGGGUUUGGACUGACAUGAGGGUGAGUUAAUGAAGUUUUAUUUCUGGGUGAACUAUCACUUUAAGUGGAAAUGGCACGCCGCAAGAGCACGAGCAGGGGCUCUUUCAAACAGAUGCACAAUGCCAAUAGAACUCAAGCAAUCAUUCGCCCUUAAACAUAAACAAUAGAGCAAUCAUUCAUUUUGAGUAAAUUAGGUGAAUUCUGAAGUAUCUAGGUUGAUUCUCAACAUUUCAGUUUGUGUUCUCACUUUGUAACAUGCCCACAUAGAAUCUGCAAAUGGAAAGAUCUGCAGAUUUAGACAGAAAUUGAACACCAAGGUAAUAAAAGUUUAGUACUCUCAGCUCUGGUUAAGCAUGUUUAAAUGUGAAACUCCAUGUCUUCUCCCCCCCCCACAGAAUCAGUUAUAAAAGUCUGCAAAUUCCACAUUGGCCUUGUUUUUUGAAGUGGCUGAUUUCACAGGCGGGACUUUAAGUGGUUUAUGAAGUGAGGAGGUCCUACAAGAGACCCACACACACAAAUAACAGUGCAUGACAUAAAAUAAAAAAUAAAAAAGAUACUGCUGCAGUUGUGCUGUAAACAAUUCACAAAUUCACACUCAUAAGAAUCUUAUAAAAGAGGGAAUUACAAAAGACAGCGUACAGAAUACUGAAUAAAACAUUUAAAUGAGUAAAAAAACAAAACAAAAAACAAGUAUUAACAAAUAAAUCAAUCCCACAUAAGCACAGGUUAACAUGCUUUAAUUGCUUCAUAUGAAGUGGUGAGUAAAGAUGCUUACGUUAAUAGAGUAUAAAAAUAUAAUACCAUUAGUAAAUGUAAUACUGUAUAUACAGGGCCUAGCUGGCUGCUGCUGCUUCAACAAGCAUUAGGAAACAGGUCCUAGCCCUCUCUCUUUAUUCUUUAUAUAUAUGAGAUUACAACCCCCCCCCCC